AUGCUCUUCUCUGCUUUGCUGGUCAGCCUUGCUUUCUCCUGUAUCGCAUCGGCUGAACCCAUUCCAACUCCCGAUCUCUUGGAUCUCGCUGCUAUCGACGCCCUUGGCCCACCUCCGCCGACACCCACACUUGACCUAGCAGUCACCUCCGAGAUCGUUGCUUUCAACACUGCCUCUGCUGCAUCUGCCGCCGCCGCAGAUAUCACCAACGCCGCUGAUUCAGACAAUACCGUCAUCGUCGCCAACAUCCAAUAUUCGGCCAGUGGGAAUUCCACCUGGGACAGCCAGUGGAUGGGGCUUGCGGAUACGCCUUCGGGACAAGUUGGUGGUCUAGUCCAACCUGUGAGCAAGAUUCAGGCAGCAACGUUUUUCAGAGACCCUAGCGGACUGUUGUACUCUGCGGAUCUUGCCACCAUGAAAUAUACUGGUGUACAAAACUAUUUCGCAUCCGAAUGUCUCUUAUUCACACCUAGCGAUACCACGCUUCCCUGGGGCUGGUCGACGGUACCGGUGACCAUCAGUUCGACGAACACCCUCAAAAACGGCUACGUGAUCGACCCGACGUACCCUGACUUUGUUCUCUUACGAGAUGAAAGUUGUGUCUCGGAGGUCCAAUGGAGUCCACAGGGCGGAUACUUCGAUCCUCAGAAAUACACCACAAUCACUUUGAACGUUAUCAAGACCGGUACCUGCCCAGGGAAAGUAUGCAAGCUGCUUCCAGCAGGUCAGGGACCUGUGCCAUACCCUGAUACGCCCACCAACUUCCUUGCCCUGAGCGACUUUGCCAGCGCUGCCAACAGUGCCGUUACCCCAUCUGGCUAUCAACAAACAUUCGCUAACCUACAAGCGUCGAACAACGCAAACGGCUACCUUGGGUACACCAACCUUCCAACCUACGACGUCGACAGUUGCUCCAAGAAGUGCAAUACCAUCAUCGGCUGCCAAGCCUUCAACAUUUACUUCGAGCGCGAUCCAAAGGUAGAGCCAGGCAGUGGAGACAAUUGCGACAACNCCCCUAGCACCACCAAUAUUAAAUGCUCGUUCUGGGGUGGCCCAGUGUCCAAAGACAACGCAGUGAACACUGGUCAAUGGCGCAAGAACUUCCAGAUCGUCAUCGCCGGAUCCAAUGGUAAGUCUCUAAUGAUACUCACACCUUCCGUUCUUGCACUUCUCGCUGCGUACUCCCUUACAUCUCCUCACUCGGCCGCCUACUAUGGCAACAGCAUCAUGGUGCCUCCCACAACGGACUGCUCGUCCAGCAAUCCCACUCUUGCCUGGCAGCUCUACAACGACGGCACGCCCUUCUCCGCUUCCAGAUGUGCCGCCGCUUGCGAUGCCUACUCCGCUCAAGCCCAAUCCAAUGCCACUGCCUCUGGUACUACCAACCCUGUGUUGUGCAACUACUUUAACACUUUCAUUCUCAACAAGGGUAAACAAGCUUUGGGACAGAUGUGUUAUCUGUACAGUCAACAAUUCAAGUCGAGCAGGGCUACAGCAAAGACACAAAUCGACAGUAGCGGAAACGCCUACACGUAUUCCUUCAGUUAUGGUUUUGCACGCUCAAAUGUAGCCGGUAGUUGUGGUGCCAACUACUGA
This is a messenger RNA of Aureobasidium uvarum, 1596 nucleotides long. Lineage: Eukaryota; Fungi; Ascomycota; Dothideomycetes; Dothideales; Saccotheciaceae. The record is from the annotation of a GenBank genome assembly.